GAACGUUUUAUCUGUUGCUCUCUCUCGCGCAAGACUUUUGGGAGAUUUACUCUGGAAUAAUUGCCCAAAAACGCGACUCGCGAAUGUUUCUGGCACGCGGCACAAGUUCUCAACUAACUACACAAUUACUACAGCUUCGUCAAGCAUUUCGUCGCGCUUUUGUGGUCGGCAUGGCAGGACAAGGCUAUCAAAUCAACGAAAUCGAUGGGGAUCUAUUCUCGGCUCCCAAGACGCACUCGCUGGCCCAUUGCGUGGGCGCUGACUUGGCCAUGGGCGCAGGGAUAGCAGUGAAGUUCAAGGAGGUCUACGGCAAGGUCGAUGAGCUGCGUGCCCAGAAGGCGGCCAGCGGUGAUGUGGCUGUGCUCAAGGAUAAUGAUCGCUACAUAUACUAUCUGGUGACGAAGCCACAAAGCUGGGGAAAACCAACAUACGAGUCGCUGCAGUCAUCUCUGGAGCAGAUGCGCGAACACAUGCGCAAGAACAACGUUAAGCUGCUGGCCAUACCGCGCAUCGGUUGCGGUAUUGAUGGCUUGGAGUGGGACAAAGUCAGCGGCGUUCUGGAGUAUGUCUUCGGGCAGGAGCAGCUGGAGAUUGUCGUCUACAACUUUGUGCCUCCGCCAAGCAAUUAAGAAUCAAUUCUAGGCUAAGAUAUCAAAUAAAAGACGUAUACAUAUACAUAUACAUAUGUACAUAA
Molecule: messenger RNA, 694 nt
Organism: Drosophila guanche
Lineage: Eukaryota; Metazoa; Arthropoda; Insecta; Diptera; Drosophilidae
Gene: Targ1
Product: ADP-ribose glycohydrolase OARD1
Exons: 3
Coding region: 84-629 (181 amino acids)
Biological process (GO): peptidyl-glutamate ADP-deribosylation
Source: RefSeq, a predicted model, not a curated record